This is a messenger RNA of Vitrella brassicaformis, 3176 nucleotides long. NCBI's taxonomy places the organism in Eukaryota, Vitrellaceae. The record is from the annotation of a GenBank genome assembly.
UGGAGCAGUAUCGCAAGGAGUAGAGCCCAGAUCUCUGUGUCAUGAGUUGUCAGGCACGGAUUCAGGCACGUUUGUUUCUCAUUCGUCAGACUUCUGACCAUGGAAUGAGCAGCCCAUGGUGAGCAGCCUAGUGAGCAGGCAUGCGCUCGGCCACCAUUAUGGGAUCUGAACGGAGGAAUGCUCUCAUCGGCCUGGCGGUGCUCUCGUCCCACAUCUUCGCCGUGGCCUUCCGCGUCCCUCUGCAGCGGCACCGGCUCUGCAGCCUCGCGAGACCAAGAGCUCUUGGUCUUCCGAGAGCCAUCUCGCAAGACCAAGACCUCGGAUUGUCCCGCGUCAGCCAACCUCCGCUUCCGCCAGGCGGCGAGAGCCACGACGCCAGCUACUCAUCCACGCCGCCGUUCCUCCCGGUGGCUGCUGCUGUCAACCGGACGAUUGGUUAUGAUGCAGACGACGAGGAUUACGAGAUUGUGUACACUCGAGAGUCGGCAGGGGAGCCGCUGUCUGUCGAUGAUGUCGUCCUUGUGGACGUGCUUGACCAGAAGAUGGAGCCACUGGAGCUCCUGAGCGGCAGGGAGCUGAGGCAAGCCCGCCAAGAUGCAGGCCUGAAGCGCCACCGCCCUGUGCUGCAAGGCAUGCUUAAGCGAAGGAAGUCGCUGAGGAGCCUCUUCGCUUCAAGCCCUCGUCGAUUCGUCGUUCGGCUGCUAAAGGGACGUCUGCCGCCGCCAGACCACCUUGCCGAACGCUCUUACUCCUUGAUGGCCGAUGCAGAUGACCCUGCUCUACUCAGGUGCGUGCUGUCCCUCCAGGAGGCUUUACAGCGUCACGGCUAUGCGGUGUAUCCCCUUCGGCUGGAGCAUGCCAUCAUCACGCCCAACGAGAAGGGCCGCAUCCGCGAGUGGUGGUCCAGGUGUGUCAGCAGCCGCAGAGGGCAGGGGGGCAAGGCUGAGUCAGAGUCACGAUACGGCUGCAGGAUCGCCAUCCCCUGUCAGGUCUACCGCUCUGCCGACCCACCCUUGAGGCUUGUUCAUGAAGCGAUCCCGCGUGCGUCAAACACAGGCCCUCCUGCUGCGCCGCGAGCGUUCAGGACGAAGGCAGACUCCCUGACCAACGUCAUCGGUUUGCAGCCCGGCAAGCCCUUCCGUGUCGUGAGAGGCAGGUGGCGCAGCAUCGACAAGUCGGGCAUCUUCGAGCCCCUCAGCAACACGUCCCUCGCGGCCGUAGCGCUCAACCAAACCGGCAGCCCUGUGCCCAACAUCCAGCUGCUGCUGAGGGCAGCUGAGCGACCCAGUCGGUCUAUAGAGCCCGGCAUCUCGUUUACUGUGGACAAUCUCAAGGACGACUGGCUGGGGGAGGUGUCAUUCAAAGAUCGUAACUUCCUGGGGCGUGGCAAGGAGGUGGGGGUAGACAUCCGGCGGUCUCCGCGACUGCUGAAGCAGCGGCCAAGUCAGGAGGAAGAUCGCAGCGGCACUGGCGACGAGAGUGAGGGGACUGGUGGACAGGCGGCAGGGGGCGGGCCGUCGAUCUUCUCGGUCAAUCUGCGCUUCCUAGACAAUGUUUUCUCAUUUGCUGAUGGCCGCGGCUUCAAAGGCAAUGCCUACGUCCAGCUCGAUGGCUCGGUGGCCGAGUCAUCUGGAGACAAGAAGAGCCAGGAGCAGGCCUCUGCGCUGAUUGGCGGCAAUCUUGAGUGGCUCACAGGUCCGAAGCGAUGGGGACAGACGGUGCUAGGGCUGGAGCUGCAGCAGAGGCGGCGCAUCUGCGAGUCGGGUGGGAUACAGGCGCCGAAACCAUGUGCCUCGCAACCGCAUUCCAGCGAUUUCGUAGCCAUGCUGCGUGAGAAGUUCGGGAGCCGCAUGACGACUGAGGCCAAGACCAGCCUCACCUACCUGACGCCACUGAAGGUAACCAGCCAGAAAUGCCGUCACAUGAUAUGCAUCUGUGUGUCCCGUCUGCCUUUCAGGAGCUGGCUGCCGCCCUGCAGACGACAGGCCAAGCGAAGCUGUCGACUGCAGUCGGUCUCCACGACUACAGCCCGCCUCUCGGCCAGACGAGCUGCCAAGUUGACCAUGACCGCCCUCUUCGAAGCUUCUUGAGGCUGGAUCUCACCAGCACUGAGACCCUGCGGCUGGGGGCACUCUUGCCCCCUCGACAAGCUUCAUCAUCCCGCCCUCCCCCUCCCCCUCCCCCUCCCGCAAGCAACAACAGCUCGUGGCCUGUUGUGCUGCGCAUGGGCAUGGAUCUAUCCAAGACCAUGGGUGUCUUCCGGCAGCAGGUUGGAGGCAUCGUCGGGGUGGACCUGCCGGCAGCAGGGGAGCCCUCCGAUGAACAGCUGUGUACCGACACUCAAUCGUGGCCCUGCGUCACUCCGGGUCCGCUCCCUCCCUGGGAGCGCUUCUAUCUGGGCGGCAUCGGGUCGGUGAGGGGCCACGGCUACCACGCUCUCGGGCCCUUCCACGCGAGCGGGAGAGCCGUCGCGGAGGUGCGUGUGCCGACGACGAUCGACGUGAAAGUCAAUCGGCCGCACGUCACCUUCCACCGAGAUGCGAUCCGCUUCGUGCGCAGGCGAAUGGGCCGUCGCGAUGAUGCCGACGAUGGGGGCGGUGCGGCAACGCCAGCUGGAACCCGUGAGAAGGGGGGCAACCCGCUUUUCGCAAAGAAGCUGUCACUCGACGUCUUUGCGCAUGCCGAUGCCGGAGUGGGGGUCGACUGGAGGGAUGGGUCGGCGGUGAGUGAUACGUCUGUCACUGACCUGCUCGACGCGAUUAGGCCAGGCCACGACAGCGGGACCACGUCUGCAGCCAAAGGGAAGCGCGCAAUGACAGGUGUGGGGGUCGGUGUUGGCCUGCGGUGUCGCGGCGUGAUGCUGUGCGCCUCUGUCAAGCUCCCGGUGGCAGCGAGUGGCGGCCGCAGCGGUGCUGACGAGGGUAGUGUGUCGAUGAGCGUGGAGCCAGGGGGGCUGAUAAGGCCUGCAAGGAGUGGGGUUGGUGGCGGCGGGGGCAAAGAGAGGCGGUCGGUGUUUGGGUCGCUCAAGUUCCAUGUUGGGAUGUCCCAGCAGGACGGGCUGGAGCCUCUGUGAGCUGGUUGGUGACCAGAUAGACGGUGGCUGUUCAUCAUUCCAUCCGUCGUAUGUAGAUACGUGUUGUCUGUCUGCACGGUGGGUGGACCGAUGGAUGGAGGGA